CAAGAAUCCGCAGACCUUCGCAUUUAACUCGUCGAAUCAUCAAUCACGACCACCGACUAUUUGCGGCCGCCUUUACUUUUCUGGUGCACGACCGUAAUCUUCUCAAGUGCGACUGUUGCUUCACGACCUAUCAUCGUGCCUUGAACAUUACCCAUCUGGUCUCAGACAACUGAGCUCCUGUCGACUGGCUUGUCUCUGUAGUACUAUUGGUUCUGACUACCUGGUUCCUGACAGCCAGCGCGUUCGAUCAACUUCACUGAUUGGAAGCGCGACGAGCUCGUCGCGACUUCAACGAUGGAAUACCCUCCCCAAUAUCAACAACCCCACGGGCAACACGCCCAUGCCCCGUCUCACAUCGCUACCCCUUACCAGACAGCACCGCCAAAUGCAGGGCCGGCUGUGGGGUCGAUGACUUCUCCCACUAAUCCCCAGGCACAUAUGCAACAAGCUCAUCCUACCCAUCAGGCUUCCCCAAUCGUCCCCUCGCAGUCUCACUAUCAACAACCGCAAAAUGCUCCUGGACCAGUACACCAGCAGAUGAACUUCCCUCAAUCGUAUGGCGUCGCGGCUGCGAUGCCGCAAACGUAUGGUAUCUCGCCCACUCAGGCGGCCGCUAUGGCAACGGCUGCGGCAUCAGGCCCGUUCUAUCCUAUCCAUCAAGACUCGAUGCCGGGCCAAAUGGGACCUGGACCGCGAGGCUCCCCUCGCAUGGCUGGCGUUCAGGUGAAGAGUGAUCGGAGUGCCCGUUCUCCGCCUCAAAUACCGGGACAGAUGGCCUCGAUGGGACCUCAAGUGCAGAUGUCUCAAAAUGCCCAGCUGCAACAGCGUCGGAUGAGCCAUGUGGGCAGCCCUCACGUUCCGAGUGCCCAGCCUAUUCUCAACCACGUCGGCCGACCUUCCGUGCCUCCAACCAUGGUCCCUCCGCCCCAACCUCCAAUUCAACAAAGCCAGGCAUCACCAGACAUGGUUGCCGGCGGUGCGGAAGAGUCCCCACUGUAUGUGAAUGCAAAACAAUUCCAUCGGAUAUUGAAGCGCCGUGUGGCUCGACAGAAGCUGGAGGAGCAAUUGCGAUUGACCUCAAAGGGCCGCAAGCCUUAUUUGCAUGAGUCGCGCCAUAACCAUGCCAUGCGCCGCCCUCGCGGCCCUGGUGGACGGUUCUUAACGGCCGAUGAAGUGGCUGCAAUGGAGAAGAAACAAUCAACCGGUUCCGUGGCUUCUGGGCAGGAGAAUAUCGACAAUAAUGCUACGAAGCCCGCGGGAACGACUUCACCUUUGGCGCAGAAGCGCAAGUCAAGCGAUGUGAACGAUGAGAACGUCAACCCCAAAAAGGCGAAGACAGUCGCCGCGAAAGCGAGCACGAGUGCCGAGGAAAGCGAGAACGAAUCUGCUGAGCUGUCGGAUGAAGACGGCUGAACUAAUUCCCGCCGUCGGCCGCGCGUU
Aspergillus homomorphus CBS 101889 is the source of this 1440-nucleotide messenger RNA. RefSeq names its product transcription activator HAP2 (gene hapB). The transcript has a single exon. Gene Ontology annotation, cellular component: CCAAT-binding factor complex. Gene Ontology annotation, biological process: regulation of transcription by RNA polymerase II. The record is from RefSeq and is a predicted model, not a curated record. Bases 295 to 1413 code for a protein of 372 amino acids. Gene Ontology annotation, molecular function: RNA polymerase II cis-regulatory region sequence-specific DNA binding; DNA-binding transcription factor activity, RNA polymerase II-specific. NCBI's taxonomy places the organism in Eukaryota, Fungi, Ascomycota, Eurotiomycetes, Eurotiales, Aspergillaceae.